Messenger RNA from Anopheles coluzzii, 1652 nucleotides. RefSeq names its product leucine-rich repeat-containing protein 1. The coding region runs from base 503 to 1609 and encodes 368 amino acids. The record is from RefSeq and is a predicted model, not a curated record. The transcript is spliced from 3 exons. NCBI's taxonomy places the organism in Eukaryota, Metazoa, Arthropoda, Insecta, Diptera, Culicidae. Gene Ontology annotation, molecular function: protein binding.
AGGGACAGUGUGAAAAGGGGGUUAGACGGCCACCCCAUACUAUUGGAUCGUGCGUCAUGACGCAGGUGUGUCUGUAUGGGUUGAGAUUUCUCACACUCAGCAAGCAUUGGUUGAGAUAGAGAGAGGGAGAAAAAGUGAGAAAGGGAGCAAAACAACACACAACUGAUCGUGCACACUUGCAUCAGCCGAGUUGACCGCAGCACGUUAUGGAGAGGGGGAGGGGCUGAUGAUGGUUUUGUUUUGAUGUAAUUGUGUUUUUAAUUUUUCCCUUUUCGUUAUUUUUAAAAAUUUGGCGCAUGUGCUAAGCGCCCCCACGGACGCGAUCUUAUGGCUAGUCGAUUCUACUAUACCGUGAAGCAAAGUCGAGCGUCAACAGCGAAGAAGGAGCAGACCGAUCGUUACGUGUGCUGUGUUUGUUUGUUGGACCAAAGUGGUGAACAUUCCACAAUCGUUUGAUUUGUUGGGUAGUUUUUGGCAACACAAAAUUGAUUAAGUACAACCAAUGGAAGGCGAUUUCAGAAGCAUUAUGCACCUAAGCUAUCGCGACUAUCGUUCCAUCCCGGAGGGUUUGCGCGGCCAGGGCAGUGAGGAGAUUUCCGAAAUUUAUCUGAAAGAAAAUCUCAUCCACACCUUGCCCGAUUGGUUCUUCGUGGAGAUGUGCCAUUUGCGGUUUCUGUGCCUCGCGGGCAAUAUGAUCGAAUCGCUGCCGAACCAGAUCGGCCGCUUCGAGUGUCUGGAAACGCUCGAUCUGUCGGAGAAUUCCCUUCACCGGUUGCCGCACACGGUGGGACGGUUGAAGCAGUUAACCAAGCUGCUGCUGAACGGAAACUAUCUCCACCAACUGCCUGCUGAACUAGGCCAACUACGCAAGCUGGAGGUGCUGGAAAUUCGCAAAAAUCGUCUCACAAACAUUCCCAUCCAGCUGUCACAGUGCGUCGCGCUAGAAGAUCUCCUGAUGGACGACAAUCCCGGGCUGGUGUCCGUGCCGACGCGGCUCUUCAAUCUGCCCCGGUUGACGUACGUGUCCGCGGAACGUUGCAACUUGUUUCAGCUCCCGUGCUACACCAACACAACCACACUCGCAUUUGCACUGCUGUUCAGCAACAACCGCAGCCUAACGCACUGUCCACUGGCACUGGAGCGCUUCGCGCCGCCCGAUUACGAUGCGCUCGAGGACAAGGUGAAGCGAAUCCGAAACCCUUCCUGCUAUCGGCAACUCGUUUGUAAAGCGGUACCGUAUCUGUUGAACUUUCCGUCCGAGUUGGCGUAUGUGAGUGAUCGUAAAAAAGUGGGCACUGCUCCAAACUCUCUGCUAGCGACAGCGUUACGAGUGGUUUCCCGGUGCCGGGUACGGUUGGAUGUUUUGGAGCGGCUUGGUUUGCCACAGUGCCUUACCACCCGUUUGCUUCAAGGACCGGUAGCCUACUGUGCCAGUGUACCAUGUGAGAAGGAAAUUUUCAUCGAAGCAGUCGUCGCGCUGGUUAAGAGGAAGGAAUAUGCGCGAAAUUUUGUACUUAGUGUGUUGUUCUGCUCGAAGCUUUGCGCGGACCGAUGGUUCCAGUACAACUGUGACACGUACGAGGAGCUGUCGUGGGAAAUUCCCGUCUAAAGCGUCGUCAUACUGCCAUCAAUACAGCCUUACAGCCGAGACU